Syzygium oleosum is the source of this 1406-nucleotide messenger RNA. Its product is annotated as homocysteine S-methyltransferase 1. Gene Ontology annotation, molecular function: zinc ion binding; S-adenosylmethionine-homocysteine S-methyltransferase activity. The coding region runs from base 285 to 1298 and encodes 337 amino acids. NCBI's taxonomy places the organism in Eukaryota, Viridiplantae, Streptophyta, Magnoliopsida, Myrtales, Myrtaceae. The transcript is spliced from 7 exons. The record is from RefSeq and is a predicted model, not a curated record. Gene Ontology annotation, biological process: S-methylmethionine cycle.
GACCAAUUAAAGUAGGUAAAGAUUGGAAUUCAAGAUCCUAAACACAAAAAUAAGAAAAGUAGGGUAAUGAAUGCCAGAGAUAAGACCCAGCCCGGGGUUUGUGACCAAGACCUUUGCAUAAAAAAAAAUGAAUCUAUACGGCAUAGUGGACCGCGUUCAUGACGAAACACGCAAACGCCCUCUGCAUAAAGAGGUAGAGGCAGAGCACGACUCUGUCGCCAAACCAUACCAGACGCAACGACAACAAUCUUCCUCCUACCUUUUCAUUUGCAGCGUCGAGAGAGAUGGGAGUAGGAGAGAGGAAGGGAUCGGCGUUGGAGGAUCUGAUAGAGAGAGCGGGCGGGUGCGCGGUGAUCGACGGCGGGUUCGCGACGCAGCUCGAGAAGCACGGCGCCGCCAUCAAUGACCCUCUCUGGAGCGCCCUUUGCCUGAUCAAAGACCCUCAUCUUAUCAAGCGAGUCCACAUGGAGUAUUUGGAGGCUGGUGCUGAUGUCCUGAUCACCUCUUCCUAUCAGGCCACUCUUGUUGGGUUUCUGUCCAAAGGACUGUCCAUGGAAGAAGCAGAGUCAUUACUAGAAAAGAGUGUCAAGUUGGCCGUCGAAGCCCGGGACAAGUUCUGGGAUUCCUUGAAGGAGGUUCCUGGACAUAGCUACAAUCGGGCCUUGGUGGCUGCAUCGAUUGGUAGCUAUGGAGCUUAUCUUGCAGAUGGCUCAGAGUAUAGCGGUUGUUAUGGACCGGACAUAAAUUUGGAAAAACUCAAGGACUUUCACCGGCGUAGAUUGCAAGUCCUUGUUAAUGCUGGUGCAGAUUUGCUGGCCUUUGAGACUAUUCCUAACAAAUUGGAAGCUCAGGCUUGUGCUGAGUUGCUUGAAGAGGAAAAUAUCGAAAUUCCAUCCUGGAUUUGCUUCAGCUCGGUGGAUGGUGAAAAUGCACCAUCUGGAGAGAGUUUUCAGGAUUGUCUGGAUAUACUGAACAAGAGCGAUAAAGUCAAUGCAAUCGGGAUAAACUGUGCGCCGCCCCAUUUCAUUGAAAGUCUAAUAGGCAAAUUUAAAGGGUUGACAAGCAAGGCAAUAGUUGUGUAUCCCAACAGUGGCGAGGUGUGGGAUGGCAGAGCUAAGAGAUGGCUGCCAUCCAAGUGCUUCGGCGACGACAAAUUCGAGCUGUUCGCUGCAAGAUGGCGCGAUGCAGGAGCCCAGCUCAUCGGCGGUUGUUGUCGAACAACGCCUUCGACAGUUCAGGCUAUUUCAAAUGCAUUGAGAGGGUUAACAGAAGCUAGUCUAGACUGUUACCAACUUUAAAGAAGGCACCUCUGCCCCCUAAGUUUUGGCUGCCAUCUACAUUGGCGGCUCGGAAAUAUUUAUUCAGCUCAUAGAUAUGCCUUAGCAAGUUAAAUUUAUUCUUUUCUA